Messenger RNA from Dromaius novaehollandiae (emu), 2794 nucleotides. RefSeq names its product splicing factor 1-like. The record is from RefSeq and is a predicted model, not a curated record. Gene Ontology annotation, molecular function: mRNA binding; zinc ion binding. Gene Ontology annotation, cellular component: nucleus. Gene Ontology annotation, biological process: regulation of mRNA splicing, via spliceosome. Lineage: Eukaryota; Metazoa; Chordata; Aves; Casuariiformes; Dromaiidae. Bases 34 to 2409 code for a protein of 791 amino acids. The transcript has 13 exons.
GUUCGCGAACGCCGGCGGCUGAGGGGAGGCUCUAUGGCGACCGGGGCGAACGCCACGCCGCUGGGCAAGCUCCACCCGCCCCCGCCGCCGGGGAAGCCGGGUUACCCCCUGCCGCCGCCUCCCCCGGGCCCUCCCGGCCUCGUGCUCCCCGGGCCGCCACCGCCGCCGCCUCCCGGAGCCGGCCAGGCCCAGGCCGCGCUGCUGGGCCCCAUGGCGGCCGCCGCCUACCCCUUCGCCGCGCUGCCGCCGCCGCCGCCGCCCCCCCCGCCGCCGCCGCCGCCGCCGCAGCCCCAACCGCCGCCGCAGCAGCCGCAGCCGCCGCCGCCCCCGCCGCCGCCGCCCCCCCCGCAGCAGCAGGCGGCCGCGCAGCAGCAGCAGCAGCCGCCCUCGGCGGCCGCCCAGCCGCAGCCGGCGCAGGGCGCCGCGCCCUACGGGCAGUACCGCUACCCGUCGUCGUCGCCGCCGCCGGGGCACGAGCAGCCGCAGGCCCCGCAGCCCUCGGCCGCGCCGCCCCCGCAGCAGCAGCAGCCGCCGUCGCAGCAGCCGCCGGCGGCGGCCCCGCCGCAGCAGCCGCCGCAGCGCCCGGAGGAGAGCGGCCCGGCGGGCGGCGGCGGGCAGAAUGAGCCGGCGGCGCGGCCCGCCGGGGGGCACAAGCCGUCCCGGAGGUCAGACUUCCCCAAGAAGCGGAAGAGGAGCCGCUGGAACCAGGACUCGCUGGACCAGAAGACGGUGAUCCCGGGCAUGCCGACGGUGAUCCCGCCCGGGCUGACGCGCGAGCAGGAGCGCGCCUACAUAGUGCAACUGCAGAUAGAAGACCUGACUCGCAAACUGCGCACGGGAGACCUGGGCAUCCCCCCUAACCCUGAGGACAGGUCGCCUUCCCCCGAGCCCAUCUACAACAGCGAGGGGAAGCGGCUCAACACCCGCGAGUUCCGCACCCGCAAGAAGCUGGAGGAGGAGCGGCACAACCUCAUCACCGAGAUGGUGGCGCUCAACCCCGACUUCAAGCCGCCGGCGGACUACAAGCCCCCGGCGACCCGGGUGAGCGACAAGGUGAUGAUCCCGCAGGACGAGUACCCCGAGAUUAACUUCGUGGGGCUGCUGAUCGGGCCCAGGGGCAACACGCUGAAGAACAUCGAGAAGGAGUGCAACGCCAAGAUCAUGAUCCGCGGCAAGGGCUCCGUCAAGGAGGGCAAGGUGGGCCGCAAGGACGGGCAGAUGCUGCCCGGCGAGGACGAGCCCCUGCACGCCCUCGUCACCGCCAACACCAUGGAGAACGUCAAGAAGGCGGUGGAGCAGAUCCGCAACAUCCUCAAACAAGGCAUCGAGACGCCGGAGGACCAGAACGACCUGCGCAAGAUGCAGCUGCGGGAGCUGGCGCGCCUCAACGGCACGCUGCGGGAGGACGACAACCGCAUCCUGCGGCCGUGGCAGAGCACCGAGACCCGCAGCAUCACCAACACCACCGUCUGCACCAAGUGCGGCGGCGCCGGCCACAUCGCCUCCGACUGCAAGUUCGCCAGGCCCGGGGACCCGCAGUCGGCGCAGGACAAGGCGCGCAUGGACAAGGAGUACCUGUCGCUGAUGGCGGAGCUGGGCGAGGCGCCCGUCUCCCUGAGCACGGCCGCCCACAACAACAGCCCGCUCUCCUCCCGCUCCAACGCCUCGGCGCAGGGCAGCAGCCAGCCGCCCCCGAGCCGCCCGCCCUGGAUGAACUCCAGCCCCUCGGAGAACCGGCCCUACCACGGCAUGCACGGCGGGCCGGGGGGGCCCGGGGGGGGCCGCACAGCUUCCCCCACCCGCUGCCCGGCAUGGGGGGCACGGCGGGCACCCCAUGCAGCACAACCCCAACGGCCCCCCGCCCUGGAUGCAGCCCCACCACCCGCCCAUGGGCCAGGGCCCCCACCCGCCGGGCCACCCGGGCCCUCACCACAUGGAUCAGUACCUGGGAAAUUCGCCUGUGGGCUCUGGGGUCUAUCGCCUGCAUCAAGGAAAAGGUAUGAUGCCGCCGCCGAUGGGUAUGAUGCCCCCGCCGCCCCCUCCGCCCAGUGGUCAGCCCCCCCCACCCCCCUCUGGUCCUCUCCCCCCAUGGCAGCAGCAGCAGCAGCCGCCUCCGCCGCCGCCUCCCAGCAGCAGUUUGGCCUCCACUACUCCCUUGCCAUGGCAGCAAAAUACGACGACCACCACGAGCGCUGGCACCGGCUCCAUCCCGCCGUGGCAGCAGCCGGCGGCGGGGGCGGCUUCUUCGGGGGCCCCCCCGAUGCCCGGCAGCCCCUCGCUGGUGCCUUUGCCGCCCGGGGUGCAGCCCCCGCUGCCCCCCGGGGCCCCCCCGCCGCCCCCGCCGCCCCCUGGCUCCGGGGGCAUGAUGUACGCGCCGCCCCCCCCGCCGCCCCCCAUGGACCCUUCUAACUUCGUCACCAUGAUGGGCAUGGGGGUGCCGGCCCUGCCGCCCUUCGGCAUGCCGCCCGCGCCCCCCCCGCCGCCCCCCCAGAACUGACGGGGGGGCCCCGCUCCCCCCCACCCCCCGAACCGCCUUUUGUUACUGCCCUUCCCCGCGGAGGGGGGGAGCGCCCCGGCGGGGGGGGCACGCAGAUGGGGCGGCCCCGCUCCCCCCCCCCCCCCACCGCGGCUCCUUCCUCCUCCUCCUCCUCCCCCCCCACCCUCGGGCUGCUCCGGGCCGCGCGCAGCCCCCCCGCGCCCCCCCCGCGCCCCCCCGCUUUCUUUUGUGUAUGAGUAAAGCCGCCCUGCGCGCGGGGAGGCCCCGCCAAUAAAGGCAGCUGGUUUUUACCCGGGA